GCCAAGCGCGACCUGGUUGAGGCGGAGGCCAAGGAGAAGGCACGCCGCACCCCAGACGAUCUCCUCCGACGUGGGCUCGACCGCCACAACGCCAAGUCAAAAGAGGCGGAGGAGCUCAAGGCAGCAGUCGACUCGCUCAAGAAGCAGCUGGCCGACAAGCAGGAGGCGCACGACGCGGUGGUGGUGGAGCUUGGCCAGAUCCAGAUCGAGGUCAACGUUGCUCGUGCCGCAGUUCUCUCUCAGACGGGAGCAGGCAUCGGCAGUCCGGAGCAGCCCGAGCUUCAAGCAGCUAUGGGCAGGCUUGAAACUAUCAUUCAGGGUGUACCUGCAGCGCUGCUGGCGGGCAACGCUGAGACAAUGGUGGCAUUUCUGCAGUCACAGUUCCAGCUGCCCCAGCAAGCGACAGGGCAGCCUAAUCCUCACGGCCUCAAUCCUACAGCAUGGGAUCGUCAGCUCUAUUUGGACGACACCGACGUGGAG
Messenger RNA from Prorocentrum cordatum, 480 nucleotides. The record is from the annotation of a GenBank genome assembly. NCBI's taxonomy places the organism in Eukaryota, Dinophyceae, Prorocentrales, Prorocentraceae.